AUGACGUAUUCGACCAAGAUCAUGGCCGCCAGCAGUGGCGUGCCCUACGCCCAAAUGAAAAACAAGGCCGGCACGUCACACCCACCCACCCACUCACCCACCCACAUUGUGGUGCUAUUGCACGGUGCGACUGUGGAUGCUACGGUUGCCGCCGUGCAAUCGGCGAUGAACGAGGUCAGCGGCCAGCUCACCUCCGAGUACCUUGGACUGGAUGUGCUCGACGGCAGCCUUGCGACGUCGUGGCCCAUCUGUAUGAUCAGCUACGUGGUGACGCGGGCCAACUUCACCACCUCGGACUGCACCUACAUCGAGGGGUUGCUUGAAUUCUUUGCCUGGUCGCAGCUCAACCAAUACGCCAUCGACAACUCCCAAAAGCUGGGCUACGCGCCCCUGUCCUUCGGCUACAAGACUAAGUUGAUCGACAAUCUGGGCCAGAUCAUCUGCAACAACGAGCGAGCAUUCAAGCUGUCGUGGCUCAUCGGCGAAGGCCUCAAUUUCAACCUGUACACCAAGUGGAUGGACAACUACGACAGCGCCAACAUCCGGCUGCGCUACUUCCAGGGCGCCACCCCCGUGGCCAUCGCCGACAUGGCCGCCUAUAACGUCGACUUUGGCGGUAUCAGCACUCCGCUCAGCGCGGCUCAGCAGGCGGCGCAGCCAGACGUGGUCUCGUUGCCCAUCAUCGCUUACGCAGCCGGGCCUUCAUACAACGUGCCCGAGUUGGUUGGCAAGGAAAAAUUGCUGUUCACCUUGUCGGUGGUGGCCGACAUCAUGCUCGGCAUUGUCGACAACUGGAACCACUCGGCCAUCCGCGAGCUCAACCCGACUUUGGCUCAGUACCUUCCCGAUCAGCCUAUCAUGGUGGUCACCCCCACGGGCGCGCCAACAGUGAUGCUUCUAAUGACCGAGGCCCUGAGCCAGGCCAGCGAGUCGUUCAGGAACAUCGUUGGAGUCGGUGCGAACGUGCAUCUCCCCGUGAAUGAUCUGGGCCGCAACAUCAACACGUCGGAUCCCUCCUCCUCAAUCUUGAACGCGACCUAUUCGAUGGGCAUCUGGCUGAACGAGCAGAUGCGACUUCUGCGGACGACGGUAUUUGCGGACCUCAUCAACCCGGCAGGCAAUCGCGUGUCGGCCAACUACGCUUCCCUGGUCUCGGCCGUCGACGAUUUCAGCAGCCAGCCCAACGUAACCAAUUUCAUUCUCGGCCCAGGCGCAAACAGCUGGCCCAUAGCCACGUAUCAUCAAUUCAUGAUUCGCCGUUCGACCAUGAUCGACUGUACCAAGGCCCAGGCGCUUCUCGACUGGCUCUACUGGACCCAGGCCAGCGCCGAGGCGCAAGACUUGGCCAUCAAGUACGUCCCACCGGUGAGAGAGCGACUGCUGGACUUCCUCGCCAGCGCGACGUGCGGCGGCGUGGCCGCGAGCUCGCUCCACGACUGCAUCGCCAACAGCACCCUGUGCUCGGAUCGCGGUCAGUGCGUCGCCGGCGUCUGCCAAUGCAACACCGGCUUCGAGGGCGACCUCUGCCAAUACGUGACCGUCGAGUCGACCAGCAGCGUGCCGCUCGACAUCAUCCUCGGCACGGUCAUACCCGUGUCCUUAGUCCUGCUCCUAUUGCUGGUGUGUCUCGUGGUGGGUCUGGUGCUGUGGGCGCGCCACAACCGGCGCACCGACGACGACUGGGAGGUGGACAUGGGCGAGAUCGAGUUAGGCGAGCAGCUGGGCGCGGGCGGCUUCGGCGUCGUCAACAAGGCCGUGUGGAAGGGAACCGAAGUGGCGGUGAAAAUGAUGACCGCCGACGCCAACACCCGCGAACUCGAGCGCAACUUCAAAGAAGAGGUAGCGUUGAGGCACCCCAAUGUGGUGCUUUUCAUGGCUGCGUGCACCAAGCCACCCAAGAUGUGCAUCGUAAUGGAGUACAUGUCGCUCGGGUCCCUCUUCGACCUGCUGCACAACGAGCUGAUCUCGGACAUCCCCUUCGUGCUGCGGAACAAGAUGGCCUACCAGGCCGCCAAGGGCAUGCACUUCCUCCACUCGUCGGGCAUCGUGCACCGCGACCUCAAGUCCCUUAAUCUGCUGCUCGACAACAAGUGGAACGUCAAGGUCUCCGACUUUGGUCUGACCAAGUUCAAGGAGGAGAUGAAGCGCGGCGGAGGCGACAAGGAGAUGCAGGGCAGCGUCCACUGGAUGGCGCCCGAGAUUCUCAACGAGGAGCCGGUCGACUACAUGUUGGCCGAUAUCUACAGCUUCGGCAUCAUCCUCUGGGAAUUGGCCACGCGUCAACAGCCCUACUUCGGACUAAGUCCGGCGGCGGUGGCGGUGGCGGUGAUUCGGGAUGGAGCGCGGCCCCAGCUGCCGGAAAACUCCGACGAAGAGGGGACCAUGGCCGUCCCGUCCGAGUUCCUGGAUCUUAUGAAAACCUGCUGGCAUCAGGACCCCACCAUUCGUCCCUCUUUCCUCGAGGCGAUGACCAGGCUGAGCACCCUCGGAGGCGACACGGGCCUGUCGUCCAUGGGCAAGACCACCACGUCGUCCUCAUCCGGCACGGGCGACCACACCAACAACUCCAAGUUCGAAUCCUGGACUCUGCCGUCCAUCAGCAAUGGCGGCUCCUCCUCCUCUUCUGGGAGGGACGGAUCGGCGGCGGCGGCGGCAGCGGCUGGAGCCGCCGGCGUGCGGCCGCCCGAGGGCGAGGUGACGAUCGUGUUCUCCGACAUCACGCGCGCGGCUUCGCUCUGGGAAUUCUGCGCCGAGGCCAUGCGCGAUGCCACGCUCCUCCACAACCAGGCCCUGCGCGCCCUGCUCAAGAAGCACCGUGGCUACGAGGUCCUCUUCGCCAGGGACAGGAACAGCGGCGAGGGUUCGUUCUGCAUGGCCUUCCAGCACACGAGCGACGCCGUGCACUGGUGUAUGGAGGCGCAGAAGGCGCUGGUGGACCUCGAGUGGCCCGCCACCCUGCUCGAGCACCCGGGCGCUGCCGAGGAGUGGAACGACGGCGACGACACGGUGCUCUACAAGGGCCUGCGGGUGCGGAUGGGCGUGCACGCGGGCGAAGCCCGCACCAGGCGCGACGCAAUGACCCGCCGCGUUGAGUACAGCGGACCUGUGGUCAACGCCGCCGCGCGCAUCACGGCCAUGACCCAUGGCGGCCAGAUCCUCCUGUCGCACACGGCACACGCCAAGCUGAAGGACUCGGAGCUCAUGCAGCAGGCCACGCGCAUCGUGUGCCUCGGCAAGUUUGAAAUGCCCGAUGCCCCGAGCGGCGCCAAGCUGUACGAGCUCAAGCCGCCUGGGCUGGAGGGUCGCUUCUUCGGCGGCGUCACGCGCGGUCCCGACGCCGAGCUGAGCCCGUCGUCGGGCACCAUGUCGAAGCGCAGCGGCGACCACCCGGGCGACGCGGACGACGACGAGCAGUCGGUCAAGAGCCACAAGACCAAUGGCAGCGCCGACACGGACGACAACGAGCUGCAGACCGCGGUGGGUGAGGGCAUGCUGUUCAAGGAGGACAACUACCUCACCUCGGCCAACCUCUGCCGCUGGGUCAUCGACUACAAGGAGAUCGCGCUCGGCAAGCAGUUGGGCAUGGGCUCGUAUGGCGUAGUGUGGCGCGGCAAGUGGAAGGGCGUCGACGUGGCGGUGAAGCGGUUCAUCAAGCAGAAGCUGGAGGAGCGACGCAUGCUCGAGUUCAGGGCCGAGAUGGCCUUCCUCGCCGAGCUGCACCAUCCCAACAUCGUCCUCUUCAUCGGAGCCUGCGUGAAGCGACCCAAUCUGUGCAUCGUGACCGAGUUCGUGAAGCAGGGAAGCCUGCGCGACCUGCUGGCCGACAGCAGCGUGAAGCUGACCUGGCGCCACAAGGCCAAGAUGCUGCGCAGCGCGGCCCUGGGCAUCAACUACCUCCACUCGCUCCAGCCCGUCAUCAUCCACCGCGACCUCAAGCCCUCCAACCUGCUCGUCGACGAGAACCUCAACGUCAAGGUCGCCGACUUCGGCUUCGCCCGCAUCAAGGAGGAGAACGCCACCAUGACUCGCUGCGGCACUCCCUGCUGGACCGCGCCGGAGGUGAUUCGCGGUGAGAAGUAUUCGGAGAAGGCCGACGUGUUCUCGUUCGGCGUGGUGAUGUGGGAGGUUCUCACGCGCAAGCAGCCCUUCGCCGGGCGCAACUUCAUGGGCGUGUCGCUCGACGUGCUCGAGGGCCGCCGGCCGGCAGUGCCCGCCGACUGCGCGCCGGCCUUCAAGAAGCUCAUGAAGCGCUGCUGGCACGCCCAGGCCGACAAGCGACCGUCCAUGGAGGACGUUAUCGCCCAGCUCGACCUCAUGGUGGGCGACCGCGAUGACGACCGCGCCUUCGACGCCAGCAACGGCGCCAUCGGCACAGUGUUAGAUGCCGCCGAUGCCGCCGCCGCCACCGAGAGCGCCGCGGAUGAGCUCGAGGAUCUGGUUGAGCAGGUCGAUGAGGGCCGGCGGCAGGUUGCCGUUGAGCAGGCCGGCGAUGGCGCAGAGCAGGUUGCCCAGCAGGUUGCCGGGGCCGGGGAUGGCGGUGAUGUCCAGCACGAUGGUGUCGAGGUGGAUCACGAGGCCCAGCAGAUUGAGAUCUAG
Acanthamoeba castellanii str. Neff is the source of this 4596-nucleotide messenger RNA. RefSeq names its product serine/threonine kinase. Gene Ontology annotation, molecular function: ATP binding; protein kinase activity. The coding region runs from base 1 to 4596 and encodes 1531 amino acids. The record is from RefSeq and is a predicted model, not a curated record. NCBI's taxonomy places the organism in Eukaryota, Discosea, Longamoebia, Acanthamoebidae. Gene Ontology annotation, biological process: intracellular signal transduction; protein phosphorylation; cyclic nucleotide biosynthetic process. The transcript is spliced from 20 exons.